UUUUCUGUGAUACGCUCCAUAUUGAGCUUUUACACUCACCUAUCAGGUAACACGCCUGAAGACGAUCGAGGCAGAUUAUUUGAUGGUUCAGAAUAACUUCAGAGAGCAUACAGAAAGGAUUUCCAGGCCAACAAAUUCGGGCUCUGGUAUUCAAAAGAAAAACGAAGCGAUUAUUAAUUUACUGUAUGAUGGAUUUUGCGAGAGUUCACUAAGAGAAUCUAAAAAACCGAAGGCAAAUAAAAAAGGACAACAAUGGGCUGGGGAUGGACGAAAAAGGAGAGUGCAGAGCAAUCACAACCACCGGAAGACGAUGAUCAAAUUCACAAGGAUGUGCUCUUAGCUGGACGAGAUGCUUGUUAUAAGGGCACUACACACACGUCCUCCGGAGAAAAUGCUCGUGACAUGUUCUACGCUUGUGUGGAGAAGAAUGUGAAGAGUAAACCCACAGAAAUUGCAUCAGUGGGGCUCCUUUAUCCUGCGGAAUGCAAGCGUGCCAGAACUGAGUAUGAAAAACAAUGCCGACCCACAUGGAUUUGGCCAUCGGAGGAAUCAAACAAGGUCCAUUUUCUCAAAUGGGCUGCAACUCAAAUUUAUGAUGUAAACAUGAUGGGUAUAGUGGAAGGAGCAUGGAGGAGCUUGCGACCUAGCAAAAAUAAUAAAAUAGAGCAGUUUACAGGAAAAGGUUAAACACUUUGACAGACAGUAUAGUUCCAAGAAGAGAGUAGAGCGAUUGUUGGAAACUGAGGGUUCUCGUAAAGGUCCCAUGUCGUUGCCCCAAAGAUGACUGAUAAAUUCCUACUUGAUGGUUUACAUCUAUUGAUGUAUCUCGCCUCAUUUUUUCUUGAAUCUUAAUUCAUCAGGCAUAUGAGAAGGCACCCGGAAGACAAUGUUUUCAACUUCUAAGGUUUGUCUGGCACAACUUUGAUGGGUGCUGUGCAGCAUCUAGUCAAUUAGGAAUGGGUGGAAAAUGUUUACAGAAGACUAAUAAAUAGUGUAAUCAGUGUGGUGCACAAUUAUAUCUAUGUCUUGUGGAUAAUCAAAGCUUAAUUUGAAUUUUGCCAUUUGAAUCUGAUACUCUUCAUAAAGUUCAAAUGUGCAUUGCAAGUUUGUCAAAGUUAGGUGGAUGGCUAUUUUGUUAAGAACGGAAAUCUGUAUGGUAUGAUGCAACAGUUUUGAAUA
Molecule: messenger RNA, 1179 nt
Organism: Cryptomeria japonica (Japanese cedar)
Lineage: Eukaryota; Viridiplantae; Streptophyta; Pinopsida; Cupressales; Cupressaceae
Exons: 5
Coding region: 253-687 (144 amino acids)
Source: RefSeq, a predicted model, not a curated record